UCGCAAACAGACAGAAAAGACUGGUUCUUUUUCUGACCCUGGAGUGCAUGAUGUCCAGACGUUGGCCAGGCUUCAGUUUCUUAUGCGUGACUGUCUUGCUCUGUUUGGGGAAUGGAGCAUUUGCAUCCAUAGACCCAAAUAAUCUGAGAGAGAUUAUCAACUAUAUCAGACGGUAUGGUCUCAAUAUUCAUUAUGCUGUUGCUGUGAGGCUGGAGGAGCAAUAUUGUAGUGAAACUUCGCAGCAUGCCUUGACGAUUCCGUUGCCUACAGGAGAGAUGGAAGACAUGAAGAAAAAGAUCAGUGAUAAGCAAAUUGGCAUAUAUAACCCAGAGCCUAUAGGGAAUAUAGUUGCAGCCAGGCCAAAGCUUCUGAAACAUCGUAAAGAACAUGCUGAAUGGCGCCUGCUGACUGGAGGCCAGAAUAGUCCAGUAGAAAGGAUCUUGGCUAAUAAGGAUAGAGGCUGUUUGAUAUUCUUUAGCAAAUUAUCUCCUUGUACAGACCGCUGUCUCAACAAGGCAGACAUGAAAAACAUUGUGCAGAUGGUCAACCCCCUUUUUGACCGGUUUCCUCAAGAUUUCAAGGCUUUUGUUUUUGAGACUGUUUAUGAGAAGGACGCAAAGGAGGAGGAGAAGGAGGCUGUGGUGGAGGCCUGGAAAAGCAUCCGGAAUUCCCCCCUAUUCCGGUGCUACAAUGACAACAGAGGCUGCAUUAAAUGCUUUGACAACAACCAAACGGCUGACAAUCCAUGCUUACGUGAUUAGAGAGAGCCAGAAAGAUGGUAAUGAUGUACCUUUUGGCAGGCAGUUGUGUGACCUCAUGAUUGUCAAGUUGGUUUCUGGGUAGAUUGCCUAUAGAGUCAAGGCUUUCCCUGCUUUAACCAGAUUAACCUUUGCAUAUGAUGCAUAUACUUUUCUGCUUUGUUGUUGAAUCAAUAAAUAUUGAGA
Lacerta agilis (Sand lizard) is the source of this 944-nucleotide messenger RNA. RefSeq lists its product as uncharacterized. Lineage: Eukaryota; Metazoa; Chordata; Lepidosauria; Squamata; Lacertidae. The record is from RefSeq and is a predicted model, not a curated record. The coding region runs from base 48 to 761 and encodes 237 amino acids. The transcript is spliced from 3 exons.